AAGAUGUUCAAUUUGUAUCAAAAUUGGGUUCGAAUAGUGAAGAAACUGUAGAAGAAGAACCUAAAAAAGUUUUUGAAAGACAUCGUGAUAACUUGGUUAAUAAGCUUAAAUCAUGUUGUUUGUGUAAAAAGAAAUGUAGUAAUAAAAUUUCAUUAGAUCUGUUACAAUCUUUAGCAUUAGAAAAUGCUUUUUAUCGUUUUCGUAGAUGGGUUCAAGAAAAACAAUCUAUGCUUCCCUCAUUUUAUGAAAAUACUGAUCAUUCACCUGUUAUUAAAUUACAAGAUGAUCUAGAGUUAAGUAAGAUUGUUAUUAAAAAACCAUCUAAAGAUGUAUGUGACAAAUAUACCUUAUUUAAACAUGCAUUAAAGGAAAGAAGUAAUGUAAAUGAAAACCUUAAUGACCAAUUUGCUACGCAUAUAUAUGAUUAUCGUGCUAUAAGAGAAGCAUAUAAAAAUGAUAUUCAAAUAGCAAAAAAGUUUGAUUGA
Messenger RNA from Racocetra fulgida, 485 nucleotides. The record is from the annotation of a GenBank genome assembly. NCBI's taxonomy places the organism in Eukaryota, Fungi, Glomeromycota, Glomeromycetes, Diversisporales, Gigasporaceae.